AUGCCGGUCAUAAUUGAUGAGGACUUUCUUUCACAAGUCCCCAUCGAUUGGGAUCUGGUGACGUUUUUAGGCGAGGAGUACCAAAGCUCACGUAAGCACAAAACCCCUUUCAACUUCAACAAAGUCGUGGAUCACUAUCUCGCUUCUCUCAACCACAUCGUCGCCAACACAAAGGAUGUGACCAUACUAUCAAAAGCCAAGUUGCUACUGACUAAAUAUAGUCGGGGGGGUCGUAUAUCGGACAAGGCUCGUUCCCGCUGUUGGGAUAAAAACCGCCUAACUGGACGACGUCAGAAACGCGUUUCCAAACCACAGGUGGUGAUUCAUCAAAAUAAUGGGACCAUCGGCACUGUUGUCCGCGGGAACGUCGGCACGUUGAACUCGUUUCCCCAGCCACAUGCUGGAUUUAAGCCUAUUGGAUCGACUCUUGGUUCGAAAGAGGUUGAAAUAGAAGGGGAGCAAAAUAAUGAAGAUGAUAGUAUCGCAUCCGAAUCAGUGACGUUGACACCCGAGUUUGAGACCAAUCAGAGCAUGGACAGUAAAUUCCCACUUGUAGGCGGCGUAUUUUUGGAAGAUAUAGCACGGGACUAUGCAAAAGAAUUCUCAGAUAUUGACCAGCUGAACCUUCCAUCGUUAUCAAUAAUUGAUGCCCACGACAAAGACUUUAGAGAUUUGUUUGAUGAUGAUCAGUGGAAACAAAUAGUUGAUGAAUCCCCACCAAUACCUCAACUCCCUUGUUCGCUCGCCGAUCAUAUCACAAGCUAUACAAAAUGCGCUACCACGGAUGACUGUAUAGAAACUGCUUAUUCAACCGAGAGCGGGUGGGAUAAGAGCACACCUGAGUACUCAGACAAGCGCUGGAUUGAUAACGUGAUGGAGCACACUCUCUUUUUACUUACACAGACCUCAAACUUAUUGGAUUACCGUGGUUUGAAAGAAGGAGUAUGGGACAGCUUGUACGCACAUGUGAUGGACGCCUGUAUCCUUCGUCUUGCUCAUCUUGGAUUAUUUAUGCAGCGCAAAGAGAUCAUACUGGCAGCACAUACCAGCGACCCUGACCCUUUCAUAUCUCCCUAUGUGCGUUACGAUGGGAUUGUGCAGACAAGGUGGCAAUAUCACAGUCGCCACCUCGAAUACGCUGUAGUUGAAGUAUCUUCGAGUUCGGACUCCAAAACAUCUAAUGAAGGAAAGAGAGACAAAGACCUUACCAAGUUACUGGCUGGGUGCCGUGCCAUCCUCAAUAACCUUAAGAAGAUUGUCAAUUAUGACCCCGAAACUGUCAAAAAGUUAGUUGUGGUUGGCGUCCUACACGAGGGCCGCUUCACCCAAGUUCUUUACAUGUCAUGUGUCGGUCACAAUAUGUUCUACCUAAGAUCGGGUGAAUUACGACCAUUUCCAGAGAACAUCGAGUCCAUCCACAAAGCUUGCGACCUCCUUACCAUCAUAUGGAAAGUCAAGGCAGUGAUCCGUGAUUGUCAUAGCACUGUCACGGAAUACCUCGACCAGAAGAAAAAGUCUCAGGCUAUAGACCGCAGAGCGGUCGAUUUUCUGUGA
Messenger RNA from Morchella sextelata, 1554 nucleotides. RefSeq lists its product as uncharacterized. The record is from RefSeq and is a predicted model, not a curated record. The transcript has 9 exons. NCBI's taxonomy places the organism in Eukaryota, Fungi, Ascomycota, Pezizomycetes, Pezizales, Morchellaceae. The coding region runs from base 1 to 1554 and encodes 517 amino acids.